Molecule: messenger RNA, 1433 nt
Organism: Polistes dominula (European paper wasp)
Lineage: Eukaryota; Metazoa; Arthropoda; Insecta; Hymenoptera; Vespidae
Product: lanC-like protein 2
Biological process (GO): peptide modification; carbohydrate metabolic process
Cellular component (GO): plasma membrane
Source: RefSeq, a predicted model, not a curated record
AUAUAUAUAUAUAUAUAUAAAUAGGUAGUAAAAAUUCAACAAAUAAUAAGAAAUUUGGUGUUUUAUACCCAAGCUAUAACCGGUAGAUACAUAAUGGAGACCUCACGAAAUUAUAAAAAUCCUUUUCUGGAUUAUACAAAUUCAUCUUCUACUACCGUAUUGAAUCUCGAAGAAAAUACUAUAGCAGACAAUUUUAAAGUUUUGUUGACAAAAAAAACGAAAAAAUUGUUACAAAAAUUAGAAGAAAAUAAAAAAACUUGGACUUACAAUGACGAUCAUUCUAUUUACACAGGAAUAGCUGGUAUUGCAAAUAUGUUUAAAAUCUAUGCUGAUACUUUCAACGAACCUUCAUAUUAUUCUAAAGCAAUAGAAUUGUUGCAAAUCAGUAUCGACAAAUUCAAAUGGGGAAAAGAAAUGACUUUUUUAACUGGUUUAUCUGGACCAUUAGCACUUGGUGCAGUUCUAUUUCAUAAACAUGGAUGUAAGGAUGAUUAUCAAAAUGCUAUAUCCGAAUUAAUAUCAUUAUCAUCUCAAGUUGUAAAAGAACACGACAAAGUAUAUAAUGAAUUACUUUAUGGAAGAGCAGGUUAUCUUUACUCUCUACUUUAUGUAAAUUCAAAUAUAUCCCCAGCUCCUAUAGAAAGUAAUAUUAUCAAACAGGUCAUUUCUUGUAUAAUAAAAUCUGGAAAUAUAUAUUCCAAAUCAAGACGUUACAAGACUCCAUUAAUGUAUUCGUGGCAUAAUUCUGAAUAUCUUGGUGGAGCUCAUGGACUGGCUGGUAUUCUCUACAUGCUGUUACAAGCUCGAGAUUAUUUGACUGAAGAACAACUAAAUAAUGAAAUAUUACCAGCUUUAUAUUAUCUUCAAGAUUUACAAUAUCCAUCAGGAAAUUUUCCUUCUUCUGUAGGAAGUGACACAGAUAAAUUAAUACACUGGUGUCAUGGAGCUCCAGGAAUGACCAUGUUAUUUUGCCUUGCCUAUGAGAUAUAUUCGGAUGAGAAAUUUUUACAAACUGCUUUACAAUGUGGAGAAGUUAUUUGGGCAAGGGGUUUGUUAAAAAAAGGAUAUGGAAUAUGUCAUGGGGUUUCUGGAAAUGCAUAUACCUUUCUACAUCUAUUUCAACAAACGAAGGAUCUAAAACAUCUGUAUAGAGCUUGUAAAUUUGCAGAAUGGUGUUUUGAUUACGGACAUAAUCAAAAUCGAAUUCCAGACAGACCAUUUUCUUUGUUUGAAGGUCUUGCUGGUGUUAUUUAUUUCCUUAUAGAUAUGCAAAAACCAAAUAUGGCCAAAUUUCCAGCAUAUACUUUAUAAAAUGAAUAUUUAUGUAUUAUCAUAUUGAAUACAUCAAAAUUCUUCUAUAAGACUAUUUCUUGAAAGAAAACAUCCUAGAAUAAAUAAUUUCUAUUUAAAAUUGAAUGAGAUCUUUUUCUAGA